AAUGAACUUCGUGUCACUUUUCUUCAAAGUCAUAUUUCGAAAGUAUAUAGGAGAGAAAAUGCAGCUUCUUUUGAUCGUUUUCCUGGCCGUCCAUGGCUUGGUUGUCUCAUCGACAAAUGCCUAUGAAGAUGAUGUCCGGAAUUUACUCCAGCUAUUACUCGAUCAUGAUAAUACACCGGAUGCCACCAAACUAGAACCAUCUGCUGGGCCUCUCGAAUGUAUCAAGUGUGAGAAUAUUGUUGGGAGCAACCGUGGCGACAAAUACUGCGUAUCUGAAAUGCCAGACGAAGUUGAAACAUGUGCCGAAGGUGUUACAAACUGUUACAUUCGAGUGAGGAACCUUGUGGACGUAGAAACAAGGAGGAUCAACACUGUGGAGGUUAUCCGUGGUUGCCAACCAGAGGGAGUCGUAUGCGACGAGGGCAUUGCCGCUAGCUGCCAUUAUGAGAGAUACACCCAGUGUUGUGAUAAUAACAUGUGUAACGUGGACCACGUUGUUUCAUUUCCUGAAAAUUAGGUCAUCAUGAUGAUCGACGUCAUGAUAGUUUUUCGCCCGCUCGAUCUGCUGGACAUAUAACACUUUACUUCUUAUUUGCUCCAAAUGUUGAUCGCCAUUUAACUUCUUUUUAUUCUGUUUUCUUAUAAAUUAUUUGGUUUUGUUCAAUCUUUUAUGUUUAUUCUAUCUUUAUUAUUUUUCUUAAAAAUUUGAAAUAACGACUUUCCAAAUAUCAAUACAAGGUAUGUCAUGUGUGACAUUAUAAAUGGAUUUCUAAGAAUUUUAUGGCGUGCAGUUGGCUGUUUUGUUUCAUUUUUGUUCAUUACGUAAUCAUUUGAUUUCUUUGACAAAUAUAAUUUGGUAGUCAAGGGCGCCGGAAGCGGGGGGCAGGGGGCACUUGC
This is a messenger RNA of Lytechinus variegatus (green sea urchin), 897 nucleotides long. RefSeq lists its product as uncharacterized. The coding region runs from base 2 to 517 and encodes 171 amino acids. Lineage: Eukaryota; Metazoa; Echinodermata; Echinoidea; Temnopleuroida; Toxopneustidae. The transcript is spliced from 4 exons. The record is from RefSeq and is a predicted model, not a curated record.